AUGAGCGAGUGGGAGAGGGUGUUCCUGCAGAACCUCACCCUUCCUCCACACUGCCAGCGGAGACGGACUCGCCUGCCGGGCUCCACGGCUUUCCGCUGUGUCCUGAAGUACCUGGAAGGGGCUGCCCUCACCCAGGGAGCCGAGUACCAGCUGCGCCUCUCCCUUUUCGACGCCACCUACCACCACUUCUUCCGGCCAGAUGCCCGCGACGCCCCACCGCGCCCGGCCAGGGCGGCUUUCAACGAGACCGUUUACUUCCACACCUCCUUGAACCACCCCGGCAUCGCUGCCGUUGUGGAAGUGGUGGCAACGGUUGGGAAAGGGGAUGAGGGCUCUCAGCACGUCUCCUGCGGCUUUGGACUCAUCCCCCUCUUUGGCAGGGGAUCGGAGGCGACGGACCCAGCCGCCGAGGACAGAGUACUGAAGCUGUACCACGGGACGCCGCGCGCCUUACUGCACCCACGCUUCCAGGACCCUGUGGAAAAGAACAAACACCUGACGGUGAUGGAGAAGAGCCACCUGCAGUACGCCCUGAAGCCCCACCAGCCCCUGGAGAUGAUAUUUCACCUCCUUCCCGAAAACCUUCUGAUGUCUGGGCUGCAGACCGUUCCCGGCUUGCUGCCGGCACGUGGAGAUGCGAGUGACUGCUUGCAGAAACCCCGGCUGAUGAAGCCGGUCACCUGCUAUCUGGAGAGGCUGUCGGUCCAGCUGUACCCUUCCUUGGAGGAAUUCGAGGAAGAACUGCUGGACUUACUGAACAGCGAUCGCUUACUUAAGGCUAAUGCUGCGCCGGACGGCAGUGGGGUGGUGGUUCGGGAGCGGCGGCUGCAUGUUGGCGUCCACAACGGCCUGCGCUUCGUCCAGGUGCCGCAGGUGGCCGUGCUGGUGCCGGAGGCAGAGAUGGUGCGGGGUGGCUACCCAGGGAUGCCAGGCUCCGGAGCCAGGGGUGCAGGUCAAGCCCUGGUCCUGAGGAGCCGCAUCCACCUGAGCGAAAUGGUCCCUCACCCAGCGUUUGGGGUCUGCUUCCAGCUGGAGUACGUCUUCUGCGCCGCGGGGAGAGCUGAUGGGAAGGCCCGGCCCGGCAGCGCCAGCGGUGAGGCGGCCGACAUGCGCUCGGUUCGCUGGGCCGUCUGGAGCCCCGUCCUGGGCACCGGCGAGGCGGAGGUGGUCCUGCCCCUGCGCGGCGGCCCCUGCCGCAGCCCCUGCCAAGCCUUGGUCUACCGGACCCCGCCGAGCAGCAGGAGCUCCCGCCAGGGGAAGCACGUGGAGUCUGGGACUGUCCAAUUCCAUGUUUCCACUGAUUCAGAAGAACAUCUUGUAACUGCUGCAGAGAUCCUACGUAAAGACAGGGACGAGUCGGAGAAGCCUCCUACGCCAUCGCUGAGUCCGCCAGCCCCGCUGCGAAUGGCGGCCUCCCCGCGGGGACCGGGGCGCAGCCACGGCUCUCGGCUCUCGGCGGGGAUCACUCACCUGGAGCCUGGAGGCGGCUCGCUGGACCCAGAGCCCGGCGCCGGCGACCACAGGCAGGUGAUGCUCGGCCGCCCUUCCCCAGGCUCCUGCACCCCCAUCACCCGGCCUGCUGAGGUCCCCCGCGUCCGCGCGGCUCACCCCCAUUUCUCCGUCAGUUCCCGCACGCUGCUCUCCCGUGCCUCCCUCGCACGCCUGCAUGCCGCCGGCUUCCCGGAGAUCCUGGACCGCAACCAGGAGCCAGUGGAAAUCUCACAGCCGGUGGACCCGGCGAGUUUCAACCUGCGGCUGGAGGAAGCCGACCCUCUGCAAGGCAAUGAAAUAAUCCUGCAGUUCCUGGCUGUUGGCAGGGAUGCCCGGGACAGCGCGGAGGGGAUGUGGCCAAGGACCAUCUUCCUCACCUUCCAGUUCUACCGUUUCCCGCCGGUCACCACGCCGCGGCUGCAGCUGGUCAGCACAGAUGGGAGGCCGGCGGCCGGGCUGGCUGUGCCGGUGCAGCUCCUUGUCCGGCUGAACAAGGACGGGACCCUUGGCACCGGACCACCGGGCUUGCAGCUGAAGUACAUGGUAGAUCCGGCUUUCCUGCGACCCGGGGAGCAGCGCUGGUUUGUGCGGUACCUGGCCGAGCACAGCCUCCAGAUUGACGUCUGGGAUGGAGACUCCCUGCUCCUUGUUGGGUCUGCUGCCGUUAAACUGGAGCCCCUGCUGCGCCAGGGCCGGGCGGCCGUCAGGACCCACCACGAGCUGGAGGUGGCCACGACCGAGUACGAGCCGGACGUGACGGUGAUGGGCCGGGAGGCGCUGCGGCACGGCGCCCUGCGGCCCCUUGGUGUCCGUGUGGUGGUGAGGGGCCACCUCCACCUCUGCCUGGCCAACGUCGGCCACCCAUGCGAGGAGACCCCAGGGCAGCCGCCGUCCCGCUCCCGCCCCCUGCCAGCAUCGGAUGGGGAAAAAAAAAUGCCAGCAUCGCACCAGCAGCAUCCCGGGCCGGGCGGUGGCGGGCGGGUGUCGCGGGCACGGAGGCUGGCUGAGGUGCACGGGGAGCUGGCGGGUGGGGUGCACAGCCGCUGGCCGGAGGCGAGGUUGGCCCCCCCGGCUGCCCCCAGCGAGGCCGCAGCUGCCCGCCGGCGCAAGCUGCGGCGCAUGGCGCUGGUGCGGCAGCAGGAGAACGCCGGCAGCGGGAGGACGCCCCAGCUUUUGGGCUGGCAGGAGCAGUGCGCCCAGCAUGUGCGGGACCUGCAGAUCAUCGACGCCUACCGGGAGCACAUCAAGGGUGAGAGCAUCUCUCAGAUGCCCAGCCGGGCCAUCCCCGCCACCCACACCGUGCACGCCGUGCUGGGGACGGCCGAGUUCUUUGAGUUCACCCUGAAGAACCCCUAUGGUGUCCAGCACACAAAAUACCAGACCUCCUCCGCGGACCCCGCGGUCGUCGCGGCGCAGGGGCCGGCAGGGCUGGGUGCCGAUGCUGACGUGGCCGCCCGCUCCGUGGGGAAGAGUGGGGCCGGGCGGACAAAGCACAUCCAGGUCUCCUUCCAGGUGAGCGGGGGGAAGCCCAUCGCAGUCCUGCGGGUGAAGGUGGAGCCGCAGCCCCACGUGGUCGACCAGACCUUCCGCUUCUACCACCCGGAGCUCACCUUCCUAAAGAAGACCAUUCGGCUGCCCCCCUGGCACACCCUCCCCGGUGCACCGGUGGGGAUGCCGGGGGGGGAGCCCGAGAUGUUUGUUCGCUGCAGCGACCCUGACAUCAUUUGCGAAACCAAAAAUAUGGGACCUGGGGAGCCGCAGGACAUCUUCUUAAAAGUAGCCGGAGGACCAAGCCCACAGAUCAAAAAGUUCUUUGUUGCUAUUUAUAUGGACGCCUGGCUGGCAGCGCCCGUCCAGAUCUGGCAGUUCUACCUGCACUCGCUGCAGCGCCUGGAUGUCAGCUGCAUGGCCGGGCAGCUCACCCGCCUCUCCCUGCUGCUGCGGGGCACCCCGGCCCUGCGGAGGGUGCGGGUCUUCACCUCUCACCCCCAGGAGCUGGAGGUGGAUCCGGACGGCGCCUUCCUUCUCCCUGCCAACGGCAUCCAGGACCUGUACAUUGGCGUGAGGCCUCGGCAGGCUGGCAACAGGUUCAUCUACCUCAACCUGGUGGACGUGGAGUCCCACCAGCUGGUGUCCUCCUGGCUGCUCUGCCUGUCCUGCAGGCAGCCCCUCAUCUCCAAGGCGUUCGAGAUCUCGCUCCCCGCGGGAGGCGGGAGAGGCUGCAACAAGCGCAUCACCUACACCAACCCCUACCCCUCGCCCAGGCUCUACUUCUUGUGCACCAACCGGCCUGACCUCCUGCAGUUCAAGGAGGACUCCUUCGAGGUCGCCGGCGGGGAGGUGUACACCAUCGGCUUGCGCUUCGCCCCGAGCCAGAGCGUGGGGGAGGAGGAGAUCCUGAUUCACAUCAACGACCACGAGGACAAGAACGAGGAAACCUUCUGUGUGAAGGUCCUCUACCAGUGAGGCUGCCCGCCCGCCGUGGCAAAGUGGCUGUUCUCUGUGCCGGCUGCUGCGGCUCCCCCGGCAGUGCUGCCUCGGGGAUGCCUGUGUCUCUCCGAUGGGGGGUUGUAAGCCCGGUCCCCUCGUAGUCACCUCACCAAGCUGGGAGGUCUUGCUGUCCGCCGGGAUCCCCAGGCAUUGCCGUGGGCGCCAGUGGUGCCACGUGGCUCCGCCUGCAGAAAUCGGGGAGAGGAACGUAUUUGUUACCGCGCAUCGCAACUGCAGGAUGUCUUUAUUUUUGUUAAGCGUUACUAUAUUUUAGGCAUGUUGGAAUCUUUUUUUAACUUAAAAAGUUUGCAGAUCUGAUUCUGCGGAAUAUUUUUAAAGUAUUUUAUAUUCCACAGUGAGUUUUGCACACACUGAAGCACUUUUCUGGGAUUUUUGAUGCUUUUUACUCAUCCUAGAUCAAUUAAACUUGCUGUGC
Messenger RNA from Aptenodytes forsteri (emperor penguin), 4417 nucleotides. RefSeq names its product nephrocystin 4 (gene NPHP4). Gene Ontology annotation, cellular component: cytoskeleton; ciliary transition zone; ciliary base. NCBI's taxonomy places the organism in Eukaryota, Metazoa, Chordata, Aves, Sphenisciformes, Spheniscidae. The record is from RefSeq and is a predicted model, not a curated record. Gene Ontology annotation, biological process: negative regulation of canonical Wnt signaling pathway; protein localization to ciliary transition zone.